Molecule: messenger RNA, 876 nt
Organism: Galeopterus variegatus (Sunda flying lemur)
Lineage: Eukaryota; Metazoa; Chordata; Mammalia; Dermoptera; Cynocephalidae
Source: RefSeq, a predicted model, not a curated record
AUGGGGGAGGUACAUGUAGCAGGGCCCCUAACCCAGCCCAGGAAGAUGAAGGAGAGCUUCCUGGAGGCAGAGGCACCUGAGCCGAGACCUGAAGGCAGUCUCUGUUGCUUAAUAAGGAAAAGGGAGAAAAACCACCUGCUGCUGUUAGAGGCCGCAGAGCACCCGGCAGCCUCCUGGACGGCCCGCUCCAGCCACACGCGGGGCACUGGGACACCUAAGAAGCAGCGGAAAGAACGGAGUAGGGGUCGGCCGGUGCGCUCCGGCCGGGACGCGGACGCCCAGCCUGGACCCCGUGUUUAUCGCGGGGCUGCUGGGUGCGUGCUCCGCGCCGCUCACCUGCUGCGGCUCGGCUCCUCGCGGUGGGCGAGGGGGAGCACAUCAGCGCACUUAAGAACCUGUUGGGGAGAUGAGUUCAUGGGGUCAGAAAGAAGGGAACAUCCUUUGGGCCACCCUUUGGGUCCCCGGCACUGCCACCGGCAGCGCCAGCUGGAGCAGGAGGUCCGCCCGAGAGCCGCCGAGGCAGCGGUUUCACGCGGAGCCUGUCCCCCAGCGGCGCUUGAGGUGGCUGGAUGUGGGCUUGAGCUAUUCCUGGCGCAGACGCCCACCAGCACCGAGGCUCCCUACACCUUAGAUGUAUGGUUGCUAGGCUGGCGGCACAAGAAGCCUGGUGCUGAAGUAGUCAGGUUGGCAUUGGAUUACAAUGCCAGGACCCACUUCCCAAAGGGGGUAGCAGGGAUGUCCCAGCUCACACUGGCAGUGGCCGUGUUAAUCUGCGAAUUGCAGCAGCCAACACCACCUUCCCCGGACUUCAGAGCUGUGGAGCCCCUGGAGGACUGCCUGUGUGAUUCUGGCGAAAGGACUGUGUAUGUGCUGUGA